Anopheles marshallii is the source of this 2700-nucleotide messenger RNA. RefSeq names its product DNA replication licensing factor Mcm2 (gene Mcm2). Lineage: Eukaryota; Metazoa; Arthropoda; Insecta; Diptera; Culicidae. Gene Ontology annotation, biological process: DNA replication; double-strand break repair via break-induced replication; mitotic DNA replication initiation. The record is from RefSeq and is a predicted model, not a curated record. Gene Ontology annotation, molecular function: 3'-5' DNA helicase activity; single-stranded DNA binding; ATP binding. Gene Ontology annotation, cellular component: MCM complex; nucleus. The transcript is spliced from 2 exons. Bases 1 to 2700 code for a protein of 899 amino acids.
AUGUCGGAUACACCAAGCUCCCCUGCCCCGAACCUACCGUCGGACAUGGACCGACGAAACUUUCGCUCCGGCAUGACUUCCCCGGUGGGUGAUUUCGAACCGUUCGAAGAUGAAGCGGAAAUCCUUGGCGACACCACUGUGCGUGAGGAAGUUUACGACGAGGAGGAAGAGGAUGGAGAGGAACUGUUCGGUGAUAACAUGGAAGCGGAUUACCGACCUGCACCGCAUCUCGAUCGGUACGACAUGGACGAUCUGGACACGGAAGACUACAGUGACAUCUCGCAAACCGAUCGCGCUGCGGCUGAGGCUGAAAUGCGUCGGCGCGAUCGCGAAGCCGGAAAGCAUCGGGAUCAUAGCGAUCUGUUCUACGAUAAGAGCGAUGACGAUGAUGAGAUCCCCAGGGCAAAACGGCGCGCUGCAGAGAAAGCGGCCGAAAUCGGUACCGAAACAGAAACCGAUGCCGAGAUGGUUGAAUCGAUCGAAAAUCUCGAAGACACCAAGGGGCACAGUAUUAAGGAGUGGGUGUCCAUGUUGGCGCCACGGACGGAAAUUUCGAACCGCUUCAACAGCUUUCUGCGCACAUUCGUCGACGAGAAGGGUCACUAUGUGUAUCGGGAUAGGAUUAGACGCAUGUGCGAGCAGAACAAUUCCAGCUUCGUUGUGUCGUACACCGAUUUGGCGCACAAUCAGCACGUACUUGCGUACUUUUUGCCCGAGGCCCCAUUCCAGAUGCUCGAAAUUAUGGACAAAGUAGCGAAGGAGAUGGUGCUGAGUCUUUACCCUACGUACGAGCGAGUAACGAACGAAAUCCAUGUACGCAUUUCCGAUCUUCCACUGGUGGAGGAACUGCGCACGUUCCGUAAGCUUCAUCUAAAUCAGCUUGUACGCACGCUAGGCGUUGUCACGGCAACGACGGGAGUACUACCACAGCUGUCUGUCAUCAAAUAUGACUGCGUCAAGUGUGGCUACGUGCUGGGACCGUUUGUUCAGAGCCAAAACACGGAGGUUAAGCCAGGUUCAUGUCCGGAAUGCCAAAGCGUUGGUCCGUUCUCGAUCAAUAUGGAGCAAACGCUUUACCGGAACUAUCAGAAGAUUACGCUGCAGGAAUCGCCGGGACGCAUUCCGGCUGGUCGUAUUCCGCGGAGCAAGGAUUGCGUGCUGUUGGCCGAUCUUUGCGAUCAGUGCAAACCGGGCGAUGAGAUUGAAGUUACCGGUAUCUACACCAACAACUACGAUGGUUCGCUCAACACGGAACAGGGCUUCCCGGUGUUUGCCACGGUACUGAUCGCAAACCAUUUGGUGGUGAAGGAUAGCAAGCAGGUUGUGGCUUCGCUCACGGACGAGGACAUUUCAACGAUUCAGCGGUUAAGCAAGGAUCCUCGCAUCAGCGAUCGUAUCACGCAAAGCAUGGCUCCAUCCAUCUACGGCCAUGAAUACAUUAAGCGCGGUCUGGCUUUGUGCCUGUUCGGAGGUGAAUCGAAGAAUCCGGGUAAUAAGCACAAAAUCCGUGGCGAUAUCAAUAUUCUGCUCUGCGGUGAUCCCGGUACGGCCAAGUCGCAGUUCUUGAAGUACACGGAAAAGAUUGCACCGCGGGCGGUGUUUACCACGGGCCAGGGUGCUUCCGCCGUGGGUUUGACGGCAUACGUACGGCGCAAUCCUACCACGCGCGAGUGGACCCUCGAAGCUGGUGCGCUCGUGCUGGCCGAUCUUGGUGUGUGUCUGAUCGAUGAGUUUGACAAAAUGAACGAUCAGGAUCGUACCUCUAUCCACGAGGCGAUGGAACAGCAAUCGAUUUCCGUUUCCAAGGCGGGCAUUGUGACAUCGCUGCAGGCUCGUUGUGCCGUGAUCGCGGCCGCCAAUCCAAUCGGCGGUAGGUACGAUCCAAGCAUGACGUUCUCCGAGAACGUGAACCUCUCCGAACCGAUCUUGUCCCGUUUCGACGUUCUUUGUGUCGUGAAGGACGAGUUCGAUCCGAUGCAGGACAAACAUUUGGCGGAAUUUGUCGUUGCAUCGCACAUCAAGAACCAUCCGUCGAACGUGGAUGAAACUCCGGUCUCGCAGACGCAGGACACAAUGCAGAUACCGCAGGAUCUGCUGAAGAAGUACAUCGUGUACGCGAAGGAAAAUGUACAUCCCAAGCUAUCUAACAUGGACCAGGACAAGAUAGCCAACAUGUACUCGCAGCUGCGUCAGGAAUCGCUAUCCACCGGGUCGCUGCCAAUCACAGUGCGACACAUCGAAAGUGUUAUCCGUAUGUCGGAAGCGCACGCACGGAUGCAUCUGCGCGAUACGGUGCAGGACGUGGACGUCAAUAUGGCCAUCCGCAUGAUGCUGGAAAGCUUCAUCGAGGCGCAAAAGUUCAGCGUAAUGAAAAAGAUGCGUUCCAGCUUCCAGAAGUACCUGUCGUUCCAGCGCGACCAUUCCGAGCUGCUGUUCUUCAUCCUUCGACAGCUGACGCUCGACCAGCUGGCCUAUCAGCGCUGCAAGGAGGGCGGACGACGUGGCAAGGAAAGUGGCGACCGUCCGCGUACCACUGUGGUCGAGGUGUUGGAGAAGGAUCUUUCCGAACGGGCGAAGACGAUUGAAAUCUUCAACCUGAAACCAUUCCUGGACAGUGAACUGUUCCGACAGAAUGGUUUCACAUACGAUGCCAAACGUAAGGUGAUCGUUCAGGUCGUUCCGGAAGCUGCGGAACCUUGA